CCCUUCCAAUGGCGGCGCCGGAGCUGCGCCUAGGCGGCUCGAUCCGCUUCUGGGUUCUCCUGCCCGUCGCCUGGAUCGCUCUCGCCGUCGGGAUUCUGCGCCUGCGCGUGGCCGGGCUGUGGCGCGGCGAGCGCGUGCUGGGCUGGCGCGAGCAGCGGCAGGACACGCAGAUUCUGGCCCGGAGCCGCCUCCUGAGAGAAAAUGGACGCUUCCUCACGCCUCAGGGUUUCCUCAUGCGCAAACACUACUUCAAUAAUCCUGAAAGUGGCUUCUUCCGCAAAACCAAGCGCAAGAUACAGCCCCGGAACCCACUGACAGAUCCCACCAUGGUCAUGGAGAUGAUGAAGGGCAAUAUCGUGAAUGUACUACCCAUGAUCCUUGUCGGAGGUUGGAUCAACUGGGCCUUCUCUGGCUUUGUGGCUACUAAGGUUCCCUUUCCCUUGACUCUCCGGUUCAAGCCUAUGCUACAACGUGGAAUUAACCUGCCUUCACUGGACCCCUCUUGGGUGAGCUCAGCCUCCUGGUAUUUCCUCAAUGUUUUUGGAUUGCGACGAGUGUACAAUAUUGUCUUGGGGGAAGACACAGCUGCAGAGCAAAAUCAACUCCUGUGGCAAGAUCAUUUUAUGGAACCAACCAUGCCUACUCCACCAGAUCCUAACAAAGCCUUCAAGGCUGAAUGGGAAGCCUUAGAGUUGGUUUCUCACCAGUGGGCUCUGCAGGACGUGGAACAGCAGCUGAUGUCGAAGGACCUGAAUCUGUCAGGGAAGUUUGGCUCUGACUGACCUCACCUGCGAUAGCCGCCAUGGGCCACCACAAACCAGGAAGGCAGCUGUGUGCAAAGAGGCACACACAUACCCCCUCAGGGUGGCAGAUGGCCAUCGCAUUGUGCAUGGUGUGUGGGAAAAUGUGGUGUGGCUUUGUCCUGUUGAGGAAACACAAGGUAGUAGAGAGCCAAAGACUCUGGUGUGGCAUUAGUCAGAGUGCCAGGCAGUAGAACUAUUUUAGCCGAUUCUCAGCAGUUAAAGGAGCUAGAAAAUCGACAAGAAAAGGUUGCAUUUCUUGUUUUGCUGGGAGUGGAAAGCCAAUAUAAGAGGCCUCUGAUUGUUGCAUCAUAAAGUUCCAUUUAGUUUGCAGAAUAGUUUUUGCUAUUAAAUGGAGGCAGCUGCAAUUA
Messenger RNA from Anolis sagrei ordinatus, 1171 nucleotides. Its product is annotated as ER membrane protein complex subunit 3-like. The record is from RefSeq and is a predicted model, not a curated record. Lineage: Eukaryota; Metazoa; Chordata; Lepidosauria; Squamata; Anolidae. Gene Ontology annotation, biological process: protein folding in endoplasmic reticulum. Gene Ontology annotation, cellular component: membrane; EMC complex.